CGCUUCUCUGGGUGCUUGCACUCUCUCCUUUGCGCUCAGGUCAGCCAGGGCGACAUUAGGCCCAUCCCAACAAAACAAAUGGUCGCCCCCGACGAUUCCCACCUGCCCGGACGCAACGUUGCGUUCACUGGUGAACACGAGCGUGUUCUAGCUGGCGAUUUUGUUGAAUCCUGUUCUCUGCUUCCUGUCUCCCCUCCGUGUUCAUACACCCGUGCUUCUUGUUCUUUGCUAUCUAGCGUUCCCAUAUCACGGAAUAGAUAUACUCCAGUUGGCUAUCCAGUCUGAUAGAGGCGGUUUACACGUCUCCUCCAUCCUGUAAGGCCUUCUAUCACGUUUUCGCACAACAGAAAUGGAAAACCUUUCUGCGAGCAAGUCCAAUGAAAAGCCGGACUCCUCGGCCAACAUGGACACCUCUCCAGAGAUCCCGGCAGCACUAUCUGGCCAUAAUCCAUCUCAUCCCGCAGAUACUCGACAUGAUCAAGAGUCUGAGCUCCAUGUCUCGGUAGAAGAAGUUGAAUCUGUUGAGUCCAACCGCGUGGGUAGCGCUGAGAGAGUCAUCGAGCAUAGCCCCGAACAACAAGCCGCAGAGCACACCCAUGUCUCCGCCGCUGAGCCGUCCGAGCUUGAAGAGACCGACCCUCUCCAAACUCAGCGACCAUGGACUGGCCGUGACUUCGAGACAAGCUUGCACUUUGCAGAGCGUGUCACAGGUUGUCCUCGUUCUUUGUCGUCAAGGUACUGUCCCGUCCACACCAAACUUCUACCGCCUACAACAAGCGGCCACAUCCAGACUGACGAAACAUCCAGCUCUAUCAGAGGAACAGCAAAGCCGUUGUUCGAACGAGACUCAGUUCCUUCGCCCAGCCCCGCAACCCACAGCACCGCGAGAGCCGAACUCCCAUCCACCGCGGGCAGCCACAGUCGCGCCAACGGCGUCGAUCGAAGAGCGAUCGCCCGAGUCCUCCUCGCGCGUGUCGACCGGCACCGGGACCCGAUAUUCUAUGGGCCGGUGAACCGGGCCGUGGAAGACGAUCGUCCGUGGGGGCUACGCUCGUGCAAGCAUGGCCGAAUGGAGCGGGUGCCCCUCGUGGAUCCGCACGAAGUGUGUGACCGUUGCGGGCGCAGACCGGCGCUCGGCUGGCUCUAUCAGUGUGCCGUGGACGAGCCCGGCUUCGGGGACCCCAAUGGUACCAGAGACGGUGAGGUGCAGAGUCCAUGGAUGGUCGCCGCCAUCAAGGCUGGGAAGUACACCGAUGCGCAGAAGGAACAGCUCCUCGAGCAGAAGCUAACUGUCUUCCGUCGGGCGUACGAGGAGAGAGUCGCUUACAACCUGCGUUUGUCUGGAGUCCCCGUCUUCUUUCAGAUGCACAGGGCGGAGGAGGAGCAGAACACCGAUUCCGAUGACGAUGGGCCUCAUGUUCAGAUGAUUGAAGAUGUGCAGAAGAGCUGUAGCUCGGAUGCUAACAGUGCUUCAUCCACUACCCAGGCGGCGGGCGUGCAGCAGGGACCGGGACAUGGCGAUCAUGACAACGAUGAGGCCGGGCGAGUGAAGCAUAUCGAGGAUAUUCAGUACAAUGCCCGUCGCAGGUCAGACUCCACUCCUCAAAGCACUCUUCCCACCCAGGUUGGAAACUCUGACACUUCCGCUCCCCCACUGCGGCCUAUCCCACCCUGCAAGUGGCGGGCCUGCCAUCGUUGCGUACCUGCACACAUGGAACGGGCAUGGGCAAGCAUCAACGCAGUAUGUAGACCCGAAUUCCCGAUCCCGGAUGCCUACAACUUGAGCGAGCGAGUGGUCGUGAACGCUGUGUUUGUCUCCAACCUAGGACAGCGACCCAACCCAUCCCCCGCUCCUCCCCCGGUGCCCCGAUACUAUGGAGGCGAGUCGCAAUCCGCACAACAUGCCGUGACGAGCUAUCGUGGCGUCGCACGCUUAUCGUCUUACCUCACAACCGCAGCCACCGGAUCAACCUCUCAGGGCUCCUCUUCUGCCUCGAGAGUGACAAGCCCUGCGUCCCGGUCGACCGUGGAUCUCCCGUCAUACAUGUCGACAUCGACCGGUGAUGCGUCCAGGUCAGCUUCCCAAGCUACUAGUACGUACACCUCUUCAUCCACAAAGGACCCCGACAACCGAACUACAUCCAUUCUCCCCACUUACCCGUUGGCCGGAAACAACAAUCCAUCACAUUCCACCCACAAUCUACCCCCGCCACCAUCCACCCCCAACCACGCCCUCUCCUCAUCCACCACCGGCCCCCCCUCAUAUCCAGUCACAGCCACUACCAGCCAAGUCCACGCGCCCUCCUCCCACCCCGCGAACAGAGAAUUCUACCCACCCCCGGCCAACCGACUGCAGCGCGCGCGCGCCAGAUUGCAGACCAUCCUCGAACCCCUCGGACGCAGCCUGACGCCCUCACCCGUGGAUUAUUCCGCUGAAGCUUCCUCCGCCUGGCGAAAUAUCGGGAUGGAAAUGCGUACGAGACUCCGUGCGAAGCGAUAUGGGCGGUUCUUGUGGCAGCGUUACAGGAACGUGCAGCCCCUGCUCUGCCCGCGCGGCCCGCGCGGCCCCUGUCCCUUCCCCAUGGCCCCCGGGUACCUCAUGGCUGCGGACCCCGAUGAGGUCAGAGAGGAGCGCGAGCUGUUCCGGUUUGGGCAGAUGGUGGAGCGGGAGCGCUGCAUUAAUUCGGGGCUUCAUGUCUGGGAGGAUGUUAUGCCUGUGGUUCAGGAGGUGGGGGAUUGGGUGGAGGGAGUUGAGGGGGAGGAGGGGGCCACGAUUGGGGGAGAGACGAGUGAGGACGAGAUGAGUGAGGAGGAAGUCAGCGAGGAGGAGAAAGCUCAGGAAGAGGCAAAUGAGGAUAAGGGUAAGGGCAAGGGGAAACUGGAGCAUGUUGACAAGGGGGACGAUUGCUACCAGGGAAAUAGUGACUCGGAGGACUCAGUUGGCUCGCAUGAGUCGGAUUUUGUGGACCCAAUCUUGAUACCGUGAUGGGUGAAGAGUGCCUGAAGUGACUUCUCCAUGAGGUGAGGUGAGCUACAGGGAAACUGUCUCCACUACUGUGCCGUGGUCGCUGAAUUGGUUUGUCAUGCUGUUGCUGGGACGUUGAGCUCGGUGUUGAA
Molecule: messenger RNA, 3117 nt
Organism: Aspergillus japonicus CBS 114.51
Lineage: Eukaryota; Fungi; Ascomycota; Eurotiomycetes; Eurotiales; Aspergillaceae
Exons: 1
Coding region: 350-2986 (878 amino acids)
Source: RefSeq, a predicted model, not a curated record